GUUUCUCGUCAACCCGAUUUCUCAAUUCCCUUUGCCAGACGAGCCAAAGCUUCUCACCGAGCGAACACCCAUAUUCUGAAGACCGGUUUCCGUCCCAACACAAAUGUACGUAUCAAACUCCUCGUGCUCCACUUGAAGAGUGGGUGCUUGCAGUAUGCGCGCCAAGUGUUUGAUCAAUUGCCUCACCGAACGCUUUCUGCUUAUAACUACAUGGUUGGUGGGUAUUUGAGACAAGGGCUAGUUGAAGAACUGAUCAAUUUGGUUCGCGGGUUGUCUGUUGAUUGCCAAGAAAAGCCUGAUGGGUUUACCUUCUCCAUGAUUUUGAAAGCCUCUACUAGUAUUAGUGCCUCCAGUGUUGUGCUGCCUCGGAAAUUCGAGAGCAUUGUUCAUGCUCAGAUAAUUAGAUUGGAGAUUCAGCCUGAUGAUAUUCUCUACACGACUGUGGUUGAUUCUUAUGUGAAGACUGGAAACAUUGUUUACGCGAGGAGAAUUUUUGACUUGAUGAUGGAUGAAAAUGUCAUAUGCUCAACGUCGAUGAUAUCUGGAUAUAUGAACCAUGGUUCUAUUGAAGAAGCUGAAGCGGUAUUUGGAAGAACAAACCAAAAGGAUAUCGUUGUCUUCAAUGCCAUGAUUGAAGGUUAUAGCAGGUCAGUGGGAACAGCUAGGAAAGCACUGGAGUUCUACAUUGAUAUGCAGCGCUUUGGUUUCCGGCCCAAUAUUGCCACAUUUGCUAGUGUUAUUGGGGCUUGCUCUCUUCUCACUGAAGUUGAGAUUGGUAUACAGAUCCAUUGUCAGCUUACGAAGAUCUGUUUUACCCACAUAAAGAUCGGAAGUGCUUUGGUUGACAUGUAUUCAAAGUGUGGGAAGAUUGAGUACGCCCGUACAGCCUUUGAUGACAUGCCAGAAAAGAAUGUAUUCUCUUGGAGUUCAAUGAUUGAUGGUUAUGGCAAGAGUGGUGAACCCGAUAAAGCACUCGAGCUAUUCCAUCAGAUGCAACUACGUGGGGUCGAGCCCAAUUAUGUGACCUUUCUUGCCGCUAUCUCAGCAUGUGGACAUGGUGGCUUAGUUGCCAAAGGCCAUGAGAUCUUCGAGAGUAUGGAGAGGGAUUACUCUCUCAAACCAAGGAUGGAGCAUUAUGCCUGCAUGGUUGAUCUGUUGGGUCGAGCAGGAAGUUUGCACCAAGCAUGGGAUCUGGUUAUGGGGAUGCCGGAGAGGCCAAACUCUGAUGUGUGGGCAGCCCUACUGAAUUCUUGUAAUCUUCAUGACAGUGUAGAAAUGGCAAGUGUAGCUGCUAAUGAACUAUUUAAACUAAAUGCUAAAACGCGGCCUGGCGCAUAUGUCUCAUUCUCCAAUACUUUAGCAGCUGCUGGGAAAUGGGAUUAUGUAAGUCAAUUGAGAGAGGCUAUGAAGAUCAGGGGAGUGCUGAAAGAUACUGGCUCCAGUUGGGUUGGCGCUGAAAUUGAGGCUUGAGGUGCUCAUUGCAUGACGUACACCAAAAGAAGUCGGGGAUUAUCUCUUUCAAAUUUCAGAUGAGUUGUUUUACAGGAUUUGGUUAUACCACUCGGCUCAAUUAGGGCUCAAGCUUUUUAGUGCAAGUAUCUUGGAGCAAUCGCCAUAUGUGUUGGCAAUAGUUGACAGAAACCUGCUCGUGGAGGAGAAACUGAAGGAGAUUCUACCAAGAAUCGUCCUUUGAUUUUGACAGUCAUAGCUGUGCUCUUCAACAUAUAACUCCUGUAAUUUUGGAUCGUGAAAGUCAAGACAAGGAAAACAAUGUGUGCGACUCCUAAAAUCAUAUUGACAGCCGGAUUAGCAAGAAGACUGCGGAUGAGAAAGUGAGGAGGGUCAAGGCAGAAGGAUAGGUUAGUUUGGAAUAGUAAUUUGGUCAUUGGUUGGCUAACCGUUUGUUUCUCUGAUUCGGGAAUCGUUAUAGGAAUUACCCAUCAAGAGAAAAACGAAGCCAGAGAGAAAUUAAACGUCAAGAAGAAGGAGAAGAAGAAGAAGAAAGGGGGAGAAUGUGCUGCUGCUGCUGUGGAGAUGACUGUGAAUGCAGGCCUCUUGCCUUUCUGCUAGCCCUUCCUUUUGCCUUCGUCUCCCUCAUCCUUUCCAUAAUUGGCAUCAUUAUAUGGAUUCCUGGCUUGUUGCUGAGUUGCAUAUGCCCAUGCUGCUUCUGCGUGACGAUCGUAGUGGAGUUCGCGCUAGGGUUGAUCAAGGCGCCAUUUCUUGUGAUGGAGUGGUUUAUCUCCAAGAUUCCUUGUUAGGGUUUAAGUUGCAGAGAUCGUUCUUUUCAAGGAUGUGAUUAAUUGGUUAGAGGUCGAGAACCAGGGAUUGAUUGAUGUAGUUUGACUUUUUCUUUCCCCUCUUUUGGUGCUUCUGUGGACGACAUAAACAAAGACAAUGAUGAAGCUAUUUUCCCGUCUUGAUCCUUGGCUUUCUUGCUCUAUUAUUAGUUUCUCAAUCUGUUAAUUGCGUGUUGAAUAUUCGUCGGUUACUUUGUUUUUGUUGAGAACGAUGAACAAUGAAUAAUGAUGUCAAUUUGAAUCC
Linum tenue is the source of this 2541-nucleotide messenger RNA. The record is from the annotation of a GenBank genome assembly. NCBI's taxonomy places the organism in Eukaryota, Viridiplantae, Streptophyta, Magnoliopsida, Malpighiales, Linaceae.